GAACCCUGUGGUCGGACCAGAGAAGUAAAAUUUUGAGCUCGAUCGCGCCCCCUAGCGUAAUCAAGAAUAAAUUUGAACGUCGAACUAAACACCGGAUGGAACGUAGGAGGAGAAGAAAGGAGUCCAGAUUUGUUUACUUUAUUAUCUAGCCACAGAUUAAAAGUAUUGUGCAAUGGAUUCGGCUCUGACAAAGUCAUUAGAAAACUUCAAAAGAAGGGCAAUCGCCACCCCUACAGUCGAAACAAAGAAACGAGACCCGGCGCAAGAUUCUUCCAGCAAAGAUGCAAAGAAACCAAAACUCUCGCAGACCAGCAAUUCGUCGGCUGCCCCAAAAAUCGAAAUCAACAGUUACAAAUCUUCCGCUGGAAGCUCUCAGUACAAAUUUGGAGUGCUCGCGAGGAUUGUCAAAUACAUGCGCCAGAGACACCAACGAGGGGAAACGCACACAUUGAAUUUGGAAGAAAUUUUGGAUGAAACCAACCAAUUGGACGUUGGUUCCAAAGUCAAGCAGUGGUUGGCUACUGAAGCUCUGGUGAACAAUCCAAAGAUUGACGUUACUCCUGAUGGCGCUGGCGAGAAAAGGUUUCUGUUCAAAGCGCCAUACAGGCUGAAGGACAAAAAGAGCCUGCUUCGACUAUUAAGACAGCAAGACUUGAAAGGCUUAGGUGGAGUCUUAUUGGAGGAUGUGCAGGAAUCUCUGCCAAAUUGUGAAAAGGCGCUGAAGGCUCUUCAAGAUGAAAUCAUCUACAUUAAUAGGCAAAUGGACAAGAAAAAAGUGCUCUUUUACAAUGACAGGACUGCAAAUUUUGUUGUAGACGAAGAAUUUCAGAAACAAUGGCGCGCAGUUGCUGUAGAGUCUAUGGACGAUGCCAAAAUUGAGGAAUAUCUGGAGAAGCAGGGCAUUCGGUCGAUGCAAGAUCAUGGAAUUAAGAAACAGGUCAUUCCAAUUAAGAGAAGGAAGCCAGCCAACAGGAGGAAGAAUAUGAAGCCUAGAGACAAUGAGCAUCUUGCGGAUGUGCUUGAAAGCUAUGAUGACAACAAAUAAACUAACUAUGUUUUAAUGCA
Messenger RNA from Cloeon dipterum, 1065 nucleotides. It is a transcript of the gene TfIIEbeta, whose product is annotated as transcription factor IIEbeta. The coding region runs from base 173 to 1045 and encodes 290 amino acids. The transcript has 7 exons. Gene Ontology annotation, biological process: transcription initiation at RNA polymerase II promoter. The record is from RefSeq and is a predicted model, not a curated record. Gene Ontology annotation, cellular component: transcription factor TFIIE complex. Gene Ontology annotation, molecular function: TFIIH-class transcription factor complex binding. NCBI's taxonomy places the organism in Eukaryota, Metazoa, Arthropoda, Insecta, Ephemeroptera, Baetidae.